AUGGAUUUUGGGUCUCUGGAGACGGUUGUGGCCAAUUCUGCCUUCAUCGCUGCUCGGGGCAGUUUCGACGCCAGUGGUAGCUCCCAUUUAUCUCGGGACAAGAAGUACUUUUCAAAGCUCAAACUGCCUCCUCUCUCCAAAUGUGAAUCCCUACGGGACACCCUUAACUUAGACUUUGAAAACAUUUGCUCCGAACAGCCUAUUGGCAAGCGCCUCUUUCAGCAGUUCCUAAAGAGUAUCGAGCAGCAUGUCCCCGCGGUUGAGCUAUGGAGGGACAUCGAGGACUAUGACACGGCUGACAAUGACUUCCGUCUUCAGAAAGCCCAGGCCAUCCUUGCUAACUACCUGGAUCCCAAGGCCAAGCUUUUCUGCAGCUUCCUGGAGGACGGGAUGGUUGAGAAGGUCAAGGAGAAGCACUCAAGCAUCCCCAAUGGACUCUUCCAGCCUCUUCUUCAGACAACUCUGGAGCAUCUGAGUGGGGCACCCUUCAAAGAGUACUUGGAGAGCUUGCAUUUCUUGAGAUUCCUGCAGUGGAAGUGGCUGGAAGCCCAGCCUAUUGGGGAAGACUGGUUUUUGGACUUCAGGGUCCUGGGAAAGGGGGGUUUUGGGGAGGUGUCGGGUUGCCAGAUGAAAGCCACAGGCAAGAUGUAUGCCUGCAAAAAACUGAAUAAGAAGAGACUGAAGAAAAGAAAAGGGUACCAAGGUGCUAUGGUAGAGAAGAAAAUCCUUGAGAAGGUCCAUAGCAGAUUUAUAGUCUCUUUGGCUUAUGCAUUUGAAACCAAAACUGACCUCUGUUUGGUGAUGACCAUCAUGAAUGGAGGAGACUUAAGGUAUCACAUCUACAACGUCAAUGAGGAGAAUCCUGGUUUUGAGGAACCACGAGCCGUCUUUUACAUUGCCCAGAUCGUCUGUGGCAUGGAGCACCUCCACCAGAAAAGGAUUGUGUACAGGGAUCUCAAGCCAGAGAAUGUCCUGUUGGAUAAUGAUGGCAACGUCCGGAUUUCUGAUCUUGGCCUUGCAGUGGAACUGAAGGAAGGACAGACAAAGACAAAGGGUUAUGCGGGCACUCCAGGUUUCAUGGCGCCAGAAUUACUUCGGAGUGAGGAAUAUGAUUUCUCCGUGGACUACUUUGCUUUGGGGGUUACAUUAUAUGAGAUGAUUGCAGCCACAGGACCCUUUCGAGCCAGAGGAGAAAAGAUUGAAAAUAAAGAACUCAAACAGAGAAUUAUUUCCGAGCCUGUGAAGUACACAGAGAAAUUCAGCAAGGCCAGCAAGGACUUCUGUGAAGCCCUCCUUGAAAAAGACCCAGAGAAGCGUCUUGGAUUCAAAAAUGGGAACUGUGAUGAACUCCGAGUCAACGUCCUCUUCAAGGACGUUAACUGGAGGCAGCUAGAAGCUGGUAUGCUGAUACCUCCUUUUAUCCCUGACUCUCGAACUGUCUAUGCAAAGAACAUCCAGGAUGUUGGUGCCUUUUCCACUGUUAAAGGGAUUGUAUUUGACAAAGCAGAUACUGAGUUCUUUCAGGAAUUUGCAACUGGAAACUGUCCCAUUCCUUGGCAGGAGGAGAUGAUUGAAAUGGGCAUUUUUGGGGACCUGAACGUGUGGCGUGCUGAUGGCCAGAUGCCCGAUGACAUGAAGGGCAUAGCUGUGGAAGAGUCACCCGGGGCAUCCAAGUCAGGAAUGUGUCUGAUCUCCUAGGGAAGCGCUCAUCCAAGGCCUGAGAUACUUUUUCAUAGGAAGCAUAACGCUGGGAGACCAGGCCAAGAAAGGGAGGAAAGGUCAGAUUACUUAGUAAAACAAAAUAAUAAUAACUUUAAAAUCUGGAACUCUCAGUUCUGAUAUCAAUUCAUCUUCUUGAUGAUCAAGAUCUUCUCGUCAUUACUCUCUUAAGCAAGUGGGUUUAGGCUGCUCCUGGUAUAUUGGAAUUCCUCCUUAGUAGCACAAAUAAUCAGUAGUUUUUCUUCUUGGAACAAAGAGAAGGAAAGGAGUAUGUGCUAAAGGGUGGUCAUGCUUUACUGAUGCGUAAUAAAUUUCCAAUCCAUAAUAAUGUUUCUUCAGAGUCAGAAUACACAAGAAAGAGUCACCAGCAAAGUUGUUACUCUCACCUCUGAUACCUGGGGUGAGAGACCUUCUUGGGAACAAAGCCUGAUGGAGGAAAGACUCUGAAAUAUCAACCCACAGGGAAAAACGGGGACCUUGAACUGCUGCUGGGGUGGCCUCUGGGUGGGGAGGUGUGGUGGUGUGGCGUGUGAAACAAUGGAAGUGGUUGUGCUGUGGUGGUGGGAGAAGUGAUAUGAGUCAACAAAGGACCAGAAGAUGUGUGAGAGCCCCCAAUGUUAGGAGGAGGAAAAAACACGCUUUCCUAGAUGUAGGACAUCCUGGGGCAAAGCCUUUCUUGUCCUACCCUGGUUACCCGGUUAUAUGUGAAGAGCCACCAAUGUCAGAGAGAGGAGAAAAGAUGCUUUCCUAGAUGUAGGACAUCCUGGGGCAAAGCCUUUCUUGUCUCAGCCUAGUUAUAGCUCUGGGUCUCCAGCAGGAAUGGUCGGAACCUCUUAGAAUUUUUCUUGCAUAGAAAUGCAACCUGUAGAGAGAAUCUUGAUGUUUUGUUAGUGGUAUGUUAACUGAAUCUAUAGCAGAACAGAUUUGUUGGUGGAACUGUGAGUGGGAUUUUUGUUCUUUGUCAAUGGAUCUCAUUCUUCGUGAUGAGAAACUUGGUAUAGACCGACUGGUGUUACUGUUCAUUGGACUAUCCAGAGGGAAAGUUUUUUUUUUUUAUCAGAAUCCCCCAAACCUGCAGUUCUUAAACUAAAAAUUUAAUAACUUAGCUCAGGUCAGAAGGCUCAGGGAACACUGGCGGGGGGCCAUUUCUCCCACUAAUCCCUAUGCUCCAUGCCUUACUUGUGACGGAUAGGGCCAUUUGCACUUUUCAGGAUUCCAAAGUACUUUAGCAUUUUCAACUUAGUGAGGUAAACUUCUGUACCAUCAGCCCCCAACGUGGGUACUUCUAAGUUAAGAUAGAGAUUUUUAUUGCCCCGUAAGUCUUGUGAUCAAAAGGGAUAGAGUUGCUUACAGCUCAAGGUCUUGACCAGGGAGAGGGCAAAGAAUAUUGUCAGCCACAUUUACUCUCUGUUGGAAAUAGUCUCAAGUCAAGAAAUCUGGCUACACUUUCUUUUCUCCUGGGAACCCCAGGAAGCCAAGGAGAAGGCGGCAUGGCCUAAAGACUUCUGGAGGAGCUUUGUAUUUGUGAUUUUUGGAUGAGCCUGCAACUGUUUUUCUGGAAGACGAAAUCAGUUUUUUCUUGUUACUGGUCAGGAGCUGGCUUAGAUGUCAAUAUGGCUUCUGGAAAACAAUUUGGCAAUAUGUCCUAAAAGUGACUAACCUGAGCAUCCCCUUAAUCUAAUGAUACUACUGCUAGCCCUAUACUCCAAAGAGGUCAGAGAAAAAAGAAAAGGACCAUUUAUAUAACUAUAUCUAGGAGCUCUUUAUGUGGUGGCAAAGAAUUAGAAACUAAGGGGGUGCCCUUCAAUUAGAGAAUGAUGAACAAAUUAUGGCUUAUGAAUGUAAUGGAAUAGUACUGUACCGUAAGAAAGGAUGAAAGGUACUGUUUCAGAGAAACAUGAGAAGAUUUGUAUGAACAAAUGCAGAGUGAAGUGAGCAGCCCCAGAAGAACAAUUUAUUCAAUAACAUGAUAAUUAUAGACAAAUUUGAAAGACUUAAGAACUAUGAUCAAUGCAAUGAUGAAUUACAAUUCCAAGGAACCAAUGGACACAUACACGCUACGCCACCUCAUGACAAGGAGGUGAUGGGUUUAAACUACACAGUGAGAUGUAUAUUUUUGGAUUUGGCCAAUAUGGCAAUUUGCUUUGCAUGGCUAUGCAUAUCUGUUUCAAGGGUCACGUUUCUUUCUUUCUUUCUUUCUUUCUUUCUUUCUUUCUUUCUUUCUUUCUUUCUUUCUUUCUUUCUUUCUUUCUUUCUUUCUUUCUUUCUUUCU
Monodelphis domestica (gray short-tailed opossum) is the source of this 3991-nucleotide messenger RNA. RefSeq names its product G protein-coupled receptor kinase 1 (gene GRK1). The record is from RefSeq and is a predicted model, not a curated record. Lineage: Eukaryota; Metazoa; Chordata; Mammalia; Didelphimorphia; Didelphidae. Gene Ontology annotation, cellular component: cytoplasm. Gene Ontology annotation, molecular function: ATP binding; rhodopsin kinase activity. Gene Ontology annotation, biological process: protein phosphorylation; regulation of opsin-mediated signaling pathway; signal transduction.